Suillus fuscotomentosus is the source of this 513-nucleotide messenger RNA. RefSeq lists its product as uncharacterized. The transcript has a single exon. The annotation marks the transcript as partial. The record is from RefSeq and is a predicted model, not a curated record. NCBI's taxonomy places the organism in Eukaryota, Fungi, Basidiomycota, Agaricomycetes, Boletales, Suillaceae.
AUGCAAGGCGUACUUGAGGAUCACCUCAUUCACGAAUGCUUAGAUAUUGUUCUCUGUCCACUCAAGCUGGCUGCUCGCGAAGGAGUCAUGCUAUCAGACCCUGUUGGACACAGUCGCUACUGUUUUACACCACUCACGAGCUACAUUGUCGAUACCCUGGAGGCCAUGAUGCUGGCUGCUGUUGGCGGGAAAACCUCCCCAGUCACUACAGCCAUGUACAAACAGUUUGGAGACCCUUUCCGUCAUGAGCCUCACACACGAGCAACUACACUCUCCCAGCUGGACAUUGCGCGGAGUAAAGCUGAUCCCAAUGACAUCGAGACAUUUUUUUGCGAAGCACAGAAGUUUUGUUUGAAUGGCAUGAACACACCAUUCUGGAUGGAUUGGGUCUUCAGUGAUCCAUCACAUUUUCUCACUCCCGAAUUUCUUCACCUCAUUCAUCACGAGUUCUACGACCACAAUGCAAAGUGGCUUAUUUGCACAGUAGGUGAUACAGAGAUUGACUUUCGGUUC